UUUUAUAAUUAGCAUCACUAACCUAAAACCUCUUCUCGCCUCUAGCCUCUAUAGGGUUUAACAUAUCCGGAGUACCAUAGCCGAGAUUCGCCGGAGGAGAAAUGGCAACCGUGUUUAGGCGUCUCCUUUCCCCGAAGGGGAUGGGAAACAUCCACCGAUCUCUUCAACACAAUCGAUUCAGUUCUCCUUCUAGCAGCCCUUUUCCGUGUCAAUUUCUCAUCAGAAGCCUCCAUACUUUUGUUUCCCGGAAUUCCUGUUCCCGAAACAUGUGUUCCGCUGCUAAUUACGAGCCACAGUACGAUGCUUCAGUUGCCGCGGCAUUGAACUUGGACGAUCGUGUUCUGGCCACCGUCAUCACUGGUUUCCUCGGUUCUGGAAAGACAACUUUAUUGAAUCAUAUUCUGACCGCUCAGCAUGGCAAGAGGAUUGCUGUGAUCGAAAAUGAGUUUGGGGAGGUCGAUAUUGAUGGAUCCUUGGUGGCAAGUCAUUCCUCUGCUAAUGAGGAUAUUGUGAUGGUCAGUAAUGGUUGUUUAUGUUGCACUGUGCGUGGUGAGCUAGUUACAAUGCUUUUGGAGUUGGUAAAAAAGAAGCGAGACAAAUUUGAUCAUAUUGUCAUAGAAACCACAGGCCUUGCAAAGCCUGGCCCAGUGAUUGAAACAUUUUGCACAGAUGAGCAGAUUUCUCGCCAUGUGAAACUUGAUGGAGUUGUUACUCUGGUUGACUCUAAACAUGCUAUGCAGCAUUUGAAUGAGGUCAAACCAAGAUUUGUGGUAAAUGAAGCAGUUGAACAAGUUGCAUAUGCAGAUCGUAUUAUUCUCAACAAGAUAGAUUUGGUGAGCGAUGCUGAUGUGGCGGCUUUAACAAAGAAAAUACAGCAUAUAAAUGGAAUGGCACAGAUAAAGCAAGCUAAAUUUGGCAAUGUGGAUAUGGAUUUUGUGUUGGGAGUGGGAGGUUAUGAUCUUGACAGAAUUGAUUCUGAAGUUCCAUCAGAGGUUUCUCAUUGCGAGAACCACAAUCACGAGCAUGACCAUGAAUGCCAUAAAGGACAUCAUCAUCAUCAUGAUCACAAACAUGAUUCUGCUGUAUCAAGUGUCAGCAUUGUAUCUGAAGGAACCCUCGACCUUGAUGAGCUUGAUGAUUGGCUUGAAAGGCUAGUGGAAGAAAAAGGGGACGAUUUAUAUAGGAUGAAAGGGGUUUUAUCAGUGAAUGAUUCUGAGACACGUUAUGUUUUUCAGGGGGUGCAUUCGACUUUAGAUGGGUGUCCAGGGAAAGCAUGGGGGGAAGAUGAGAAGAGAAUAAACAAGCUUGUGUUUAUAGGAAGGAAUUUGGAUGAAACUGCUUUGAGAAAAGGCUUCAAAGAAUCCAAAUAUGCCUAA
Lactuca saligna is the source of this 1376-nucleotide messenger RNA. Lineage: Eukaryota; Viridiplantae; Streptophyta; Magnoliopsida; Asterales; Asteraceae. The record is from the annotation of a GenBank genome assembly.